Messenger RNA from Emiliania huxleyi CCMP1516, 2144 nucleotides. RefSeq lists its product as hypothetical. The record is from RefSeq and is a predicted model, not a curated record. The transcript is spliced from 15 exons. Lineage: Eukaryota; Haptophyta; Isochrysidales; Noelaerhabdaceae. Bases 83 to 2002 code for a protein of 639 amino acids.
UUUGUGUACCCCACCUUGCCGCUCGGGUUGGUCUUCGUCGGACAGUGGCUGAGGCGGACGCGCUGGCAGCUCCUCGGCCACCAUGCCGUUGCCCUACCGCAGCGCCCAGGCCGUCAAGAUCCAAGGGGGGACGGUGCCGGUCAAGCCAGAUAAGCAGGCUCUGCUGGACGGCGUAAAGGCAGCGUAUACGCAGGCCAAGCAGAACGCGGAUGCCGCCGCGGCGGCGGCCGAGGAUGUUGCCAACGCGAUGAAGCAGCUGGAGGAUGACGAGGAGCUCGCGCUGCUUAGAACCGACAACAAAGCCGCGAUCAAAGCCUUGACGGCCGAGGAAGCAAAGAACGCACUGAACAUGCUGCACCCGGACACUCUGGACACCGCGGCGGCGCCGAUGGGUAACCUCAAGGUCAUGCCGACCGACAUCCUGCCGUUGGCGUUGUGCGACCAGGACUGGGUGGAUGAGAUGGGGAAGGUAAUCAUGGCGGACGGCCGGCCGUAUCUCACCACGUACCAGCACGAUCAGCUGGUGCCCUUCUGCAUGUGGUGGACCAUCUCGCGCUUCCCCGAGUUCCAGGGCCAGCUUGCGGCGAGCGAGAUGCCGUGGAAGGCCGUCCCGGACGACGACGGCCACGUCCUCGGCCGGCCCUUCGCUCCCCAGCCCAUGCUCGCCUCGCCGUUCCAGAACUUCCCCCUCGUGAUGCCUUGGAUGGGCUGCCGCUGCGCGUGGCCCGUCUCUCAGCUCGGCUACUACUCGAUUUGCUGGGCGUGCGGUCUGAGCAAGUGGGUCGCGCUGGCGGUCGAGAUCAUCAUCACCUGUAUGGAGCUGCUCUACCUCGACACGCUCCUCAUGCAGCGCUUCUACCAGUACGCGCCCAACUCGCGCUCCUGGGACUACAUUGCCAAGCAGCGCUCGCCCCUCACCAUCCGCGUCACUGAGGUGGUGAUUGACUUCAUCUUCAUGCCCCUAUUCAUUGGACUUCUCGCAUUCGGUUCCGACUCCAGCAAGAACCUCAACUACUUCGAGACGAAGACGAUGUACCGCAUCCUGCUGCGCUCUCUAUCGACAAAGGAGGCGGGGCAGACCUUUGCCUACUGCACCCUCGUCACGUGGUCUGUGCUCACCGAAAUCGGGUCUGUGAUCUUCCCGGCGUACAUCACCUUUAUGGCGCCGGUGAUCUUCCACGUCGUCUACUCGGGCGAGGUGCUCACAGACAUGGCCAGCUUCAUCCUCCUCUUUAAUACGAUCUUCGAGUUCGAGCAAAAGGCUCUCUGGCUCGUGCAGUUUGCCGCGUGUCUGACCGAGGAGCAGCGCACCCUCACCACCACGUUCGUGCAAGGGCAUCGCGCGAAGGCGGAGAUCCGCGCCGUCAACCAGGCGUACCUCUGGUUCGCCUUUAUCGUCAUCUUCUCCAUCUUCCUCACCUUCAAGAGCUGGUUCUCCAUCCUCUGGAUCUGGGUCGUCCCCUUCUCGAUGUUCUACUACACGAUGGUGAUCCACUCCGUGCCGUACUGCAUGAAUGGGUGGACGGCCUGCCCGGGGCACACGAUGCCGUGCAUGUGCUUGACCUUUGCGCUGACGUCGCUCACCAUGUUCAGCCUCUUCAUCCUGAAGCACGGAUGCUUCAUGUUCCCGUGCCUCUGCAAGGAGGAAGUCCCCGGCUGGCUCUUCUUCCCCUCCUCCACGGCGCUCACCUCGCCGCUGCGAGGUAUCUUCGACGUCAACCUGUGGUUCUUCGAACGGCCCGUCACGCGGCUGAUCGACUGGUUCACCGCAGCCGCGUGGGACGACGACUGCCGGUGGGAGCCGACGGCGAGCAGCUUCAAGUCGCAGGCCUUCAUGUGGCGCGUGUGGCGCGUCACCGGCAUCGGCCCCGAUGAGUGCCUCAAGCCUACAUACGGCGGCUGCAGCGACCCGUGGGAGAGGGACGACACUCUGGCUGAUGAGGAGGUGAACGGCGGUUCACUGGGGACGCUCGGCGGCUUUGACAACCAGCGGCAGGGAUGAGGCCCCCGGUCGAGAUACGUACGGCUCUAUGUACGCGUCUUUUCUUUGUGUAGCAUUGGAAGUAGGAUUAGGGCCAGCACCGCAGGGGGGGGAUGACCGUUGUAUAGUGUGUACCAUUUGGGCAAACGGCGCGAUACGAAAA